Rhinopithecus roxellana (golden snub-nosed monkey) is the source of this 3230-nucleotide messenger RNA. RefSeq names its product ankyrin repeat domain 13D (gene ANKRD13D). Bases 989 to 3082 code for a protein of 697 amino acids. Gene Ontology annotation, cellular component: cytoplasm. NCBI's taxonomy places the organism in Eukaryota, Metazoa, Chordata, Mammalia, Primates, Cercopithecidae. The record is from RefSeq and is a predicted model, not a curated record. Gene Ontology annotation, molecular function: protein binding. The transcript has 16 exons.
GUGGCCAGGGAGGGCUGCAGCAGUGGUGAGCAGGUGAGCUGAUGUGACAGCUCUCGGCAUUCAGAAGCCUUCGGGCUGCUAUCAACCCCAGGACCUCACGGAUGACACUAUAGCGUGGGGUGGCAAAGUGAUCCCAGAUGGCACAGGUGCCGUGUGAGUGCCCUGUGAUUACAAGGAGAAGGCGGGGUAAAAAUGGCAAUCAGGCCUUCCAGCCCAGAGUCUCAGAACUGAGGACGCCCUACAGCAGGAGGUGACGCUGAAGCUAGCUGGCCCUCCUCAAUCAAGCUAUCCAGCCAUGUUCCACGUAGGGAAACGGAGAGCAGAGGGUCAGCCUUGGCCACCUAACAAAACCAGGGCCCAAGACCCCAGGCUGGGCCUCCAGUAAUCAAGGGCCGGAACUGAGCUGACGAAGGCCUGCACCCUAGUUCCGGUGUGGGUGGAGGGGCCGGCCCUGAUUUCGAAACUCGUCUUCCUCUCCUGACGCUGGCAGCCAAGUGCAGCCUCUGCAAAAGGGACUCGUGCGGCAGGCGAAGGCAGCCGUUCGCCGCGGGCAGUCCUCCGCCGGAACGGCUCUGCCGCUGCCUGGGCCUGCGCCCCUCUCUCCCCGAACUCCUAUCUCUGACUUCAGGGCCCCGGGGGCCGCCUCCCCACAUCGCUGGGCCUGCAGACACCGGCCAGGUGCCAGGGGAAGGUGCUUCCCGCUCAGCCGGCGAGCACUUAGUGGCGUCUCCUAGUUGCUCGUCGCCAGGACGGGUGCUCGAUGAUGCGAGGGGAGCCGGGGCGCCCCACUUCACCCGCACCCCCCGGCAGAGUCGGUGACCGCGGGACCUAGGGUAGGAAGACCGGGGCGAGCGAGGGAUCCACGGGGGAAACGCAGGCCGCCCCAGCGGACCCGGGCUCGACCGAGAUCGGGGUGCAGACCUAAGGUCGGGCAUCUCCUCGGGCGCGCGCGGUGGCUCCAGCUCGCGCUGGCCUGGCCGCGGUUGCCAUGGUUGCGGGGGGACAGGGCGCGCGCGAAGCCCCGCCCCGGCCCGGCGCAGCCCCGCCCGCCCCGCCGCCCGCUCCGCCCUCCCUGCCGUCCGCGCUGCUGCUGCCGCCGCCGCCGCCGCCGCCGCCGCCGCCGCCACCGCCACCGCCACCGCCACCACCGCUACUGCUGCGGGGGCCGCGGGGGGCGCAGCUGGGGCGCGGCUCGGAGGGGAGGCUAGGGGCCGUGCCAGGCUCGAAGCCGAGGCGGGGCCGGGAUGCGGCGCUGAGGCCCAGCAUGGCCAGCCCGUGCCCCACCUUCCUGCUGCACCGGCUCGUCUGGGCGAACCGGCAUCGCGAACUGGAGGCCGCACUGCACAGCCACCAGCACGACAUUGAACAGGAGGACCCCCGCGGGCGGACCCCGCUGGAGCUGGCCGUGUCUCUGGGAAACCUGGAGUCUGUGAGAGUGCUCCUUCGACACAAUGCCAACGUGGGCAAAGAGAACCGCCAGGGCUGGGCAGUCCUGCAGGAGGCAGUCAGCACUGGAGACCCUGAGAUGGUGCAGCUGGUGCUCCAGUAUCGGGACUACCAGAGGGCUACACAGAGGCUGGCAGGCAUUCCGGAACUGCUCAACAAACUUCGCCAGGCCCCCGAUUUCUACGUGGAGAUGAAGUGGGAGUUCACCAGCUGGGUGCCCCUUGUGUCCAAGAUGUGCCCGAGCGAUGUGUACCGCGUGUGGAAGCGGGGUGAGAGCCUGCGAGUAGACACCAGUCUCCUGGGCUUCGAGCACAUGACCUGGCAGCGGGGCCGGAGGAGCUUCAUCUUCAAGGGCCAGGAGGCAGGAGCCCUGGUGAUGGAGGUGGACCAUGACCGGCAGGUGGUGCACGCGGAGACGCUGGGGCUCGCUCUGCAGGAGCCCGAAGCACUGCUGGCCGCCAUGCGGCCCAGCGAGGAGCAUGUGGCCAGCCGCCUCACCUCUCCUAUCGUCUCCACCCACCUGGACACUCGUAAUGUGGCCUUUGAGAGGAACAAAUGUGGUAUCUGGGGCUGGCGGUCUGAGAAGAUGGAAACUGUUAGCGGCUACGAGGCCAAGGUGUACAGUGCCACCAACGUGGAGCUGGUGACACGCACACGCACGGAGCACCUCUCUGAUCAGGACAAGUCGAGGAGCAAAGGGGGGAAGACUCCGUUCCAGUCCUUCCUGGGGAUGGCCCAGCAGCACUCCUCCCACACCGGGGCCCCUGUGCAGCAGGCAGCUAGCCCCACCAACCCCACAGCCAUCUCUCCUGAGGAGUACUUCGACCCCAACUUCAGCCUGGAGUCACGGAACAUUGGCCGCCCCAUCGAAAUGUCCAGCAAAGUACAGAGGUUCAAGGCCACACUGUGGCUGAGCGAAGAGCACCCGCUCUCCCUGGGCGACCAGGUGACACCCAUCAUUGACCUAAUGGCCAUCAGCAAUGCUCACUUUGCCAAGCUGCGCGACUUCAUCACCCUGCGCCUUCCACCUGGCUUCCCCGUCAAGAUUGAGAUUCCCCUUUUCCACGUGCUCAACGCUCGCAUCACCUUCAGCAACCUGUGUGGCUGUGACGAACCCCUGAGCUCCGUGUGGGUGCCGGCCCCCAGCUCUGCUGUCGCCGCGUCAGGGAACCCUUUCCCGUGUGAGGUGGACCCCACUGUGUUUGAGGUGCCCGAGGGGUACAGUGUGCUGGGCACGGAGCGCAGCGAGCCCCUCAGAGAUGAGGACGAUGACCUCCUGCAGUUCGCCAUCCAGCAGAGCCUGCUUGAAGCGGGCACCGAGGCGGAGCAGGUGACCGUCUGGGAAGCCCUGACCAACACCCGGCCUGGUGCCCGCCCUCCUCCCCAAGCCACAGUUUACGAGGAACAGCUUCAGCUGGAGCGGGCCCUCCAGGAAAGCCUGCGGCUGUCCACAGAGCCCAGGGGCCCAGGAUCCCCUCCCAGGACACCCCCAGCCCCCAGCCCACCCAGCUUUGAAGAGCAACUUCGCCUGGCCCUGGAGUUGUCUUCACGGGAGCAGGAGGAGCGGGAGCGGCGCGGGCAGCAGGAGGAGGAGGACUUACAGCGGAUCCUGCGGCUGUCACUCACCGAGCACUGAGCCACAGCCCCGGGAGGGCUGGCCAGGCCACUCCCUGCCUGCUUUUGUAAUUUAUUUAUUUAUAAACUCUGCUGCUGGGCUUGGGGCCUGGAGCCCCAGGGAUGGGCGGGCAGGGGAGACAGAUGGAAAUAAAGAGACUGUCGCAGCA